AUGAAGGCCAUUCGAGUCUCCCUUUCAACGGCUGUCUGGGCGGUUGUUGGCUUCCGCCAGGUCCUGGCUGAUGUCCGCAUCCCGGCUAUUCCCCAAGGCACGGAGGGUCUCACCGAUACUUGCAUCAGGGUUCUCAACCAAGCGCUCAACUGCGACGCCUCUCUGAACUGGGCGACUGAAACCAACAACUUCUACAGCAAGAGUACCAUUGACUUGCUCUGCACGUCCGACUGCAGGGCGUCUCUCAAUGGGUAUAUAGAACAGGUGAAGUCCGCCUGCGAGACAAGCCGUUACUCUGGCCCCAAUGGCCUCAGCUACCACGCCGGCUAUACCGCCCAGCUGGUGUGGGAGAGGUUCAACAUACUCUGCACGUCCAAUCCUGCCGGUGAAAACUGCAACCUGCUCCUGGGCAAUCUGGCCGGCAUCGACCCCGAGAACCAACAGCCGACAGCCGCGGGUGACCCGAGUCUGAUGUGCAACGAUUGCGCCCUGUCCGUUGUCAAGACCCAGGUCGAGAUGCCCCUCGCGUCCAACGCCGACAUCUCCAGCGCCCUCAGCUCGAUCGCGUCGUCCUGCAAGACGACCGUAGCCGUCACCCCGCCCCCGGCCGCGAGCCCUCCCUGGGUCAAAGUCGGCACGGCUCCCAUCGCAACCUCGACAGCGACGCCUGUGUGUGCCGGCAAGACGUACAUUCUCCAGGACGGAGACACGUGCCAGUCCGUCGCGCAGAAGCAGCGCAUCAACACCGCCCAGCUCCUGAUGGCGAACAAUCUCCUAGCCGGAUGCUACAACUUCCCCACGGCCGCCGGCACCGCGCUGUGCAUCCCCUCGGCGCUCACGUGCGACCCGUACGUCGUGAAGAGCGGCGACACCUGCACCACCAUCGCCAACGUUGCCAAGGCCACGUGGGCUCAGAUCGUGUCCUGGAACGCGGACCUGGGGAGAUCAUGCCAGAAUGUGAGACGCUACGCCGGCAAGGUGGUCUGCAUCUCGAACCCGGGAAGCACCCGGGCUGGGUCCGGCUCAGGCAUCACCGCUUCCAAGACAUCGACGGCGACAUCCGCGAUUGACACGGUGUUUACUCUCUCCAUGAGACCGAUCCCGAUGGAUAACGGCCACACAAACGUCAUCAUCACCGACAUGUGGGCUGGGAAUGAUGAAGAGGAAUUGUGA
Molecule: messenger RNA, 1173 nt
Organism: Colletotrichum siamense
Lineage: Eukaryota; Fungi; Ascomycota; Sordariomycetes; Glomerellales; Glomerellaceae
Exons: 3
Coding region: 1-1173 (390 amino acids)
Source: RefSeq, a predicted model, not a curated record